Molecule: messenger RNA, 687 nt
Organism: Populus trichocarpa (black cottonwood)
Lineage: Eukaryota; Viridiplantae; Streptophyta; Magnoliopsida; Malpighiales; Salicaceae
Product: probable histone H2B.3
Exons: 1
Coding region: 85-507 (140 amino acids)
Biological process (GO): nucleosome assembly
Cellular component (GO): nucleosome
Molecular function (GO): protein heterodimerization activity; structural constituent of chromatin; DNA binding
Source: RefSeq, a predicted model, not a curated record
UUCGUUUUAUUAAGUCUUAAGAAAAUCACCUGCUUACCAUCUCCUAGCCAAAAAAACUUUCACUCUCUUUUCCAGGAAUUCCAAAUGGCUCCCAAGGCCGCAGAGAAGAAGCCGGCUGAGAAAAAGCCAGCGGCGGCAGAGAAAGCCCCAGCGGAGAAGAAGCCAAGGGCAGAGAAGAAGAUACCCAAAGAAGGAGCGAUUGACAAGAAGAAGAAGAGGUCAAAGAAGAACGUCGAGACCUACAAGAUCUAUAUCUUUAAGGUCCUGAAACAGGUCCAUCCUGACAUUGGGAUCUCAAGCAAGGCAAUGGGUAUCAUGAACAGUUUUAUCAACGAUAUCUUUGAGAAACUCGCUCAAGAGUCAUCGAGGCUUGCAAGGUACAACAAGAAGCCUACCAUUACUUCUCGGGAGAUCCAGACAGCUGUCAGACUGGUUUUGCCUGGAGAGCUUGCGAAACAUGCUGUCUCUGAAGGGACCAAGGCUGUUACCAAGUUUACCAGUUCGUAGGUGGCCAUGUCUAGGGUAUAUGAGAAUGUUUUGUGGGUUUUUCUGUAUUAGUCUUUCAUUUUACAUGUAAAGGUUUAGGUUCUGAUCUUAGUGGAAAUCAGAAGGAGCCCCGUCGAAACAAUGAAGCUUUAAUUGCCGGCUUAAAUGCUUAGUGGAAAUAAUAUUUCAAUCUCUUGACUA